UGCCCGCGCUGAGGUGGCAGCGCUCCUGGCGGCACUUGCGGCGCCUCUCUGUGCUGGGAAUGCCCCUCUGGCGGGGUGGUGGCGGGCCCGGGCCCUCUCUGUGCCAGCCGGGCUUACCACAGGCGCCGCUGGGCCUCAAGAUGGGCGACUCCGCCGAGAGCUGGCGCAGAGCCGCCUGCGUGGGGCACCGCGGGUCUAACGCGUACCGGCCGUUGUUAACGUACAACGGUGGAAAGGGCGUCCUUUUGUUUUUAAAUUCUGCUUUGCUUCAAGGACGGAUAUAAUGCCCUUCCCGCGGCACAGUGCGGUUAAAUGAAGGCUCCCGUUGUUCACAGUCUGUACAAGCCACGUGAAGGUGGCAGCAGGCCUGAUGGCCCAGCUGUGGCGGGAGGGCUGCCUUGGUUCCUCCUUUUGUACGCGGCUCCUACCGGGCUCCCCAUUGUUGCCAAUGGGAGCGCGUUCUUAGUAAAGAUGCAGGUUUAUACAGGCACAGCUGAAAGGAUUUCUAGCGUCCUAAUGGCCAUCGUGCUGUGUCAGAUGUUGCAAAGGCCAGUGGUGGAUCCAGCUGCCAGCACUACUGUGCGUGCUGGGGUUGCACUGGGGGGAUGUGUGCUCCUGAGCAGGAUGAGUUUUCUUCAGAGAAAUUACUAAAGCAGAUGUACAAGGUAACUAUCCAGAGGAAAUCACUGCGCUGCGCGUGGGUGGACUGUUUACAACAAAACCAUUUUACGUGUUAUUGGCAGAGACCGGCUCAGCUCCACAUAAUGCCUCAGAGGAUAAAUGAGCACUGCAAUUGGAGAGCUAUGGAAAACUUGAAUGAUAGGAUUAUUUAUCUGAAAGCUGGUCUCAUAAUACCUUAACAGUAAGAAUAGAAGCUCCAUAUUUGUGUAUCUGUUUAAACUCAUAUCCCAGGCAUAUGAAGUUCUGUCGGACCCAAAGAAAAGGGACCUCUAUGACCAGGGUGGGGAGCAGGCUAUUAAAGAAGGAGGCCUGAGUGGCGGCAGCUUCUCUUCACCCAUGGACAUCUUUGACAUGUUCUUUGGUGGUGGAGGCCGAAUGAAUAGAGAGAGAAGAGGCAAAAAUGUUGUCCACCAGUUAGGUGUAUCUCUUGAAGACUUAUAUAAUGGUAUUACACGGAAACUGGCACUGCAAAAGAAUGUUAUUUGUGGAAAGUGUGAAGGUUAUGGUGGGAAGAGAGGGGCAAUAGAAAAGUGCCCUGUGUGUAAAGGAAGAGGAAUGCAAGUUCUAGUUCAGCAGAUUGGACCUGGCAUGGUACAACAAAUACAAACUGUGUGUCCAGAAUGCAAAGGCCAAGGUGAAAGAAUAAAUCCAAAGGACAGGUGUGACAACUGCAAUGGCUGUAAGGUUGUAAGAGAGAAAAAGAUCAUAGAAGUUCAUGUUGAUAAAGGUAUGAAAGAUGGCCAGAAGAUAGUAUUUCAUGGAGAAGGUGACCAGGAGCCUGAUCUAGAGCCUGGCGAUGUUAUAAUUGUGCUUGAUCAAAAGGAUCACAGUGUCUUUCAGAGGCGAGGGCAUGACUUAAUUACAAAAAUGAGAAUUCAACUCUCAGAGGCUUUAUGUGGUUUCAGAAAGACCAUUGAAACUCUGGAUAACAGAGUUCUCGUCAUAUCAUCUAGGCCAGGUGAAGUGAUAAAACAUGGUGACUUAAAGUGUAUCUGCAACGAAGGGAUGCCUAUCUACAAAUCUCCAAUGGACAAAGGCAGCUUAAUUAUCCAGUUUUUGGUCCAGUUCCCAGAGCACUACUGGCUCCCCAGGGAGAAACUGUGUCUGCUGGAGGAUCUGCUUCCUCCCCGAGAAGAUGUUAUGAUUACAGAUGAGAUGGAUCAGGUAGACCUUGAAGAUUUUGAUCCAAGUGAGCAAACCUACCGUAACAGCGGGGGAGAAGCAUAUGAAGAAGAUGAGGAGGGUCCAAGAACAGGAGUACAAUGUCAGACAUCUUAAAGCAAGGUGGAAAUGGAUGUCAUCUAAAAUGUAAAUUUUCACAAUGAAAACUGCAUGGCUGUAAUAGCCACUGCUUGUCGGUUUUGUGUUCAGCAAAUUGAGUUGCUGCGCUGCCAGUAUCACCUUUUUGUAACUAAUUUAUAUUGUGUUCUUGUAGUCUUUAUAUAUAAAAGCAAAUGUCACACAGCUGAGAACCAACUGAGUUGGUAUACAUUUUCCUUUGCUGUGAAGGUUCUCAAUUUAUUUCACCUAUGCUAUUUAUAUAAGACUUUAGCAAUAUUGAUAGAGGCUAAGUGGAGUGUCUUAUGUAAAUACUUUCAUACUGGAAAAUUAAUUUCAUAGAAUAAAACAUAGCAGAAAUAACUUCUAAUAAAUAGAACUCUUCACACUU
Molecule: messenger RNA, 2350 nt
Organism: Grus americana (Whooping crane)
Lineage: Eukaryota; Metazoa; Chordata; Aves; Gruiformes; Gruidae
Gene: DNAJA4
Product: DnaJ heat shock protein family (Hsp40) member A4
Exons: 7
Coding region: 1018-1959 (313 amino acids)
Biological process (GO): protein refolding; response to heat
Cellular component (GO): cytoplasm; cytosol
Molecular function (GO): ATP binding; Hsp70 protein binding
Source: RefSeq, a predicted model, not a curated record